Messenger RNA from Nymphalis io (European peacock), 1167 nucleotides. RefSeq lists its product as uncharacterized. Gene Ontology annotation, molecular function: protein binding. The transcript is spliced from 4 exons. Lineage: Eukaryota; Metazoa; Arthropoda; Insecta; Lepidoptera; Nymphalidae. Gene Ontology annotation, biological process: signal transduction. The record is from RefSeq and is a predicted model, not a curated record. Bases 98 to 859 code for a protein of 253 amino acids.
UAUAGCAAAGAGUUCAACUUGCGUCACUGCUGGGAUUUUUAUUAUCCUUCGUUAGGUAUUAUUUACUAAAAGGUCUGACUAAACAAAGACUUAAAAAAUGACAAGCAAAUUUAGUGCAAAAAUUAUUGAAAUGUUUCGAAAUCUUAAAUCCGAUGCGAUACCUCGUCCACCGAGAAAUAGCAAUAGUGGUUUAAGUGAUACAACAGAGACAGAGGCACAUAAUGAAAAUGUCGAUUAUACUAACCAGGAAGAAAUAUUUGUGGAACAAGACGAUCGAAAAAAGAAAAAAAAGAAACCAAAGUAUCAAAAGUCUUUUUCUGAACCAUCUCCUGAAAAUACUGAGUUUGUUGACGAAGACGACAGACGAAGCAGCAAUGCAAGCAGCAAUGUGAAUACUCAAGCGAGUGGCAAUGUCAUUAACAUUGUAAACUCCAGAAAUGUGCGUUGUGGUAAUGAGUUUGUAUACUACAUGGGACCAGUCCAUGGUAACCCUGGCAAGCCAAAGACACCAAAAUCCGAAUCUGAUGAUGAAGAGCCUAUUGAAAAAACUAAAGACAUAAUAUUACUAUUAGAGACCAAACACAAGCCUGAACAUGAGUACAUAGAUUUAAUAUCAAAGAAUCUUGGUAAAAACUGGCACAGUUUCUUCAGAAGACUUGGUUACAAACAAGGGCAGAUAGAAACUGCUGAAAUUGACAUGGCAAAACAUGGAGUUGCUGAAGCAAGAUAUAGGCUUCUAUUGGAUUGGAUAAGGAACGACGAUGAUGGUACUCUAGGCAAAUUGGCAAAUGUUUUGUGGGAAGGAGGAGAACGACUAAUUGUCAAAGAGUUGGCAGCCAUAUACAAGAAAGACAAGUGAUAAAGGAAAGCUGGAUCAUACUAUUAAUUAAUAGUAUAAAGAGAUUAGUUAUCUUUUUGAGAUUUUUUUUCUAUAUAACUAUUUGAGAUAGUACUACAUGUACAUGUGCUGCAUUUAAUAAUUGCAAGAUAUCAAUAUGUUUCGUGAUAAUAAGUUGAAUUCUACAUAAGUCUAUUAUUCUUAAACAGAUAUACCAUCCAUUCCAGAUAAAAUUAAAGCAAAUGCGCUCAAUUAAAUAUUACAUUAAAAUGUUUAUAUUUAAGUUUUUUUGGUGCUUAACUUCGCUAUUGUGAUAACUUUAUAAUUGA